GUCUUCAACACUCUAACCUUUGGUUUUCCUUCUUCACAAGUAUCUCUUAAUCUUCUUUUGGACAUUCAUGUGUUCGCUCUCGUUCUAAAAGCAACUCCUUUGAUCAAAGACAAAAAUUGAGAGGUCUUGGGGGUUGUAGGAAGUUAGUUUUGAAAGAUGAAGCAAUUGUGGGUAGCAAAGGAAGAUAAGAAGAAAGAGAGAAUCGUCAAAGGGAGAGAUCUACUCGAUGUUGUCUUUUCGUGGUCUGUUCUUGAUGUCUUAAACUCAAAUCUUUACAAGGGAAAGGUCGGGAAGAUUCCUAAAACAUUUCCGUCAACCGUAGAGUAUUUGGAGUCAUUUGUUAAUCCGCUUAUUGAAGAGACACAUGCUGCUUUGUUGUCAAGUAUGGAAACGUUACGCCGUGCACCGGUUUUCAAAAUCCGGGAAAUCAAACCAUCCAAAGAUUUUAAACCUCCAAAGGAUCUCAAUUAUGAAGUUACUUUGGAGGUAGUGUCUGAUAUUACGACUAAUGGAGCUCGAAAGCAGCUAGAGGUCAAUGAUCUUAUUGCAGUGACGUAUAAGAAGCCUAUUCGAAUCGAUGAUUUGAGAUGUUCCAAUGAGCCUUACUUGCUGGCUCUUGUUUGGCAUGUAGAUGAAGAUUUUCCUCAUUUGAUAACUAUUAUGGCUUCAAAACCAAUCGUUUAUUUCGAGGAUGAUUACACGCAAAGGACAAAGAAAGGACAAGUUGUGAGGAAACACCUAAACCUCUUUGGGGUUUACUUGAUCAACAUGAUGACGAAUAUUCGUAUUUGGACGGCGUUGCAUCCAAAUCCAGGAGGAAACUUGAAGCUGAUUUCAAGAGUGCUUCAAAGCAACAAUGAGGUUGAUGGAGAGACUUGUGUUAUCUGUAAAGAAAACAGCGAGAGUGCAGUGUCACAUCAGUCUGUGCGAAUGCUUCGUUCAUUCAAACUGAAUUCAUCUCAGGAAGAAGCGAUUUUGCGCUGUCUAGAAGCUAACGGUUGCUGCCAUUCCAACAAUAUCAAACUUAUAUGGGGACCGCCGGGCACGGGGAAGACGAAAACAACAAGUGUUCUGCUUUUGAACCUUCUGAAAAUAAGAUGUAGGACAUUGACUUGCGCUCCAACUAACAUAGCUGUUUUGGAAGUUUGUUCAAGGCUUGUGAAUUUAGUCUCUGAGUCAUUAAGCUUUUAUGGGUAUGGUCUUGGAGAUAUCGUGUUGUUCGGUAAUAAAGAAAGGAUGAAAAUCAAUGAUCGGAAAGAUUUGUCUGAUGUCUUCCUUGACUACCGAGCGGAAGAGCUUUUUAAUUGUUUUCAGGCUGUGACUGGAUGGAGAGCUAAUGUAAACCUCUUGAUAUGUUUGCUCAGUGAUCCGAAAGAAGUGUAUAAGCACUACUUGGUCAAAGAGGAAUGUGCUAAGCAAAAAAACAAAUAUUGCGUAAAUGAAACACCUCUGUCUUUUGAGGAAUUUGUACAGAAGAGGUUUAACAUACUAAGAGGUGAGCUGCAGCAUCAGUUUCCAACUUUGUGUCUGCAUUUACCAACUACCGUGCUCUCCUUUCGAGUGGCUGAGAAAAUGUAUGGGACUAACGAGCUCCUCCGUGGUAUCAAGAUUUCGGAUAUCAUGGGAAAUGGUAAAGAAGAUGACACAUUGGAGAAUGAUUCAAGAAAGAAAGAUUGUCUUGAGAUGUUGACAUCGAUUUGUGGAAGUAUCAAACUUCCGGAUUUCAUAUCAAAGAUCGGACUUAAAGGACUCUGCUUAGCAAACGCAUAUCUGCUUUUCUGCACAGCAUCAAGUUCUGCUAAGUUACACUUGAGUAGUCCAAUACAACUUCUUGUGAUCGACGAAGCGGCUCAGUUAAAAGAAUGUGAAUCGGCGAUUCCUUUGCAGCUUCCUAGACUUAAACAUGCAAUUUUGAUCGGUGAUGAGAAGCAGUUGCCUGCAAUGAUCCAAAGCAAGAUUGCUUCAGAAGCUGAUCUUGGUAGGAGUUUAUUUGAAAGAUUGGUGUUGUUGGGGCAAAAUAAACAGUUGCUGAACAUGCAAUACCGGAUGCAUCCUUCGAUUAGUAUUUUCCCUAACCGAGAGUUUUACGAUAUGAAGAUUUUGGAUGCUCCUUCUGUGAGAGUGAGAAGUUAUGAGAAAAAGUUUCUUCCUGAGAAAAUGUAUGGACCUUACUCUUUCAUCAACGUAGCUUAUGGAAGAGAACAGUUUGGAGAAGGUUACAGUUCGAAAAACAUAGUGGAAGUCUCUGUUGUGGCUGAGAUAGUCUCAAAGCUUUACUCAGUAUCAAGAAAGACGGGAAGAUCGAUCAGCGUAGGUGUGAUUUCACCUUACAAGGCUCAAGUGUUUGCAAUCCAAGAAAGGAUAGGUGAAAAGUAUAAUACUGGAGGGUCAUUCACAGUGAGUGUUAGGUCCGUAGAUGGGUUUCAAGGUGGUGAAGAAGAUAUUAUAAUAAUCUCAACUGUUAGGUCUAAUGGUAAAGGAGCAAUUGGUUUUUUAUCUAACCAACAAAGAACUAAUGUAGCACUGACACGGGCUAGAUAUUGCUUAUGGAUUCUUGGAAACGAAGCGACUUUAACGGGAAAUAAAUCAGUGUGGAGGCAGUUAGUAGAUGAUGCGAAAGCAAGAGAUUGCUUUCAUGAUGCAGAAGAUGAUGAGUCAUUAGCUCAGUGUAUUAAAAGAUCAACUACAGCACUUGAUGAUCUUGAUAAGCUUCAAAACAAGAAGCUUAUUUCAUUCGAGAAUUCGAUAUGGAAGGUUUGGCUUAGCUAUGAGUUCUUGAAAUCUCUUGAAGCGAUCGUAGACUCUGAAAUUAACAAAAGAGUUAUGAGCUUUUUGGAGAAGUUAUCUAAUGGGAAGGAGCUUCAACAAGAGGUUGAGGUAGAGUGUGAGGAUCUGUGGAGGCAACAGGAGAUUGAUGAUGGACUAAGCCUCAUUUGGGCAAUAGACAUUGUCAAGAAAAACAAUCACCAUGUCCAAGUUUUGAAGAUCUGGCAGGUUCUGCAAUCUUCUGAUGUUUCUCGUGCCACAGAACAUCUAGAGAAACAUUACAGGAGAUAUACGAAAACCAAGAUUAAACGGUGCAGAUACGUAUGCUCUCAAGGAGAUUUAGUUAUACCAAUGAAAUGGCCGGUCGAUUCCAGUUCUUGCACGAAAAAAGAUAUCGUAAGCGAUGUUUCAAGAUCGUUUGCAUUGCUGAGUGUUGUGGAGGAGGAGGAAACUGUGACUCCCAAACCAAUUAAGAAACAAGUGAAGAUGAGUAAAGUGUGGAAAAUUAGAAGAAAGGUUCUACUUUCAACAUCUAAAUCCUAAGUGAACUUUGACUGUUUCUGUUUGUUUAUUUUGUGUCUUGCUGUGAACUCUUUUCCUCCGUUUAUCUUUUGCCCUUUUUGUGUCAGAAAUACUAAUGGGGUUUUUUUGUGAGGAUUCUCAAGCCUCAUCCUUAUCUCUUGAAAUAGUUUGGAUUGCGGAUUUAGCGAAGCUCCUUAUGGGCCUAUGUAUUAACUAUACACUCGUUGGGAUUCGUCUCUUAAUUAAUCAAGUUGAAUACAACUUUUCAAUAAGCUCCAUGGAGACACUUGAUACACAGAGACUCAAGAAACGUAGAAACUUUUUCCACAAGUAUUGUUGAAUCCUGCAAAGUAUCAGCACAAAUGUAGUGACCGUAUUGCCCUGUCAAAUGAAAUGCCAAGUUGCAUCAGUGACUUGAAACUUCUGCUGCUUCUUGCCCACGUAAUCUCUGUAGAUAGGGACAUACUU
Messenger RNA from Camelina sativa (false flax), 3756 nucleotides. RefSeq lists its product as uncharacterized. The record is from RefSeq and is a predicted model, not a curated record. Gene Ontology annotation, molecular function: helicase activity. Lineage: Eukaryota; Viridiplantae; Streptophyta; Magnoliopsida; Brassicales; Brassicaceae.